UUUUGGGGCAGAGAGAAGCAUGCAAUUGGCACACACAACACAACGCACUAUAAAUCUGUCAUCUUUCUGUGCUGAUUUUCAACCAAAGGACAAGAGCUAGCUAGCAGCCCUUGCACAACAGCACAAGUACGUAGUAGUAAUCUGAACUCAGUUGCAGCUAAUUAGGAGUGGUCGAUCAAUCGAGACUAAUAAUGGCAGGGGAGAGCCGCGGCAACAUCGCCUUCUUCGCGACGUACCGGCCGCCGGUGCCGCUGGACAUCUUCUCCAGCCCCGUCCCGCCGUCCUCUUCCCGCGACGAGGUCCACCUCACCGACGGCGUCUCCUACAACUACGACUGCCGCCCCAUCCCGGCGUCCGCGCUCAAGGCCCUCCUGAGGCGCCCCAAGCUGGCGGCCGACGGCGGCGCCACGGAGGCGGACGUGGACGCCGGCCGCGUGUCCGGGCUCGUCUUCGUCUCCGAAAGAGACGGCGGCCUCGAGACGCUCCGCAUCGCCCUGCGCUUCGACAAGGAUAACAAAACCAAGGUGUUCUCCCUGGCCGACGUCUUCGGCUCCGGCGACUUCAGCGGCACGCGGCUGGAGGACAGCGGCUGCUUCGGCGGCGGGUACAAGGUCGGGUCCCGCACCGUGGACCAUUCGCUCAUCUACGUGUCCACCAAGGAGCCCGUGAAGGACCGCCGCUCCCCGUGGACCGUGGUGUACAAGACCAACCUCAGGACCGGCAAAACAGAGCGCCUGACCCCGAAAGGCGCCUACGACCUGAGCCCGGCCGUGUCGCCGUCGGGGAAGAAGGUGGCCGUGGCGUCUUUCCGGGCGGAGGGGUGGCAGGGCGAGAUCGAGAACCUCAAGACGGACAUCUUCGUGAUGAACGUGGAGAAGCCGCCGCUGGGGCGCAAGCUGCUGGUGAAGGACGGCGGCUGGCCGUCGUGGGGCAGCGAGAACUUCGUCUUCUUCCACCGCGGGUCCGACAAGACGCUCCCCUCGGGCAUGAUCGAGACGUCGUGGGCCGUGUUCCGUCUCGACGUCGCCACGGGGGAGACCGUCCGGGUCACGCCGGAGGGGCUCGACGCGUUUACUCCUGCGGCCAUCAGCGAGACCAAGGUGGCCGUGGCCACCAUCCGGCAGAAAUCAAAGUUCAGCGACGUCCGCGUGGAGGCGCAGUACAGGCACAUCGAGAUCUUCGACGUUGCCGCUGGCGGGGCGCAGGCGCAGCAGAUCACGCAGAAGACGAGGCCCAAGGGCGACCACUACAACCCCUUCGUUCUCGACGGCGGCGCCCGCGUCGGGUACCACCGCGUGAGGAGCGACCUCCUGAAGCCCGGCGACGACGUGCCCCGGAACUUCCACAAGCUGGAGUCCCCGUUAAAAGACGUGGGCCUCUUCCGCGUGUCCGGCGUGUUCCCGACCAUCUCCAAGGACGGCUCCAAGCUAGCCUUCGUGGACAACGAGUUCAAGGCCGUGUGGGUGGCGGACGCCCAGGGCCUGCGGAUCGUGUACGAGACCAAGGGGCCCGACAGCAUCUUCUCGACGAUGUGGAACCAGAACCCGGACAAGGACGUGCUGUACGUGUGCAUGGGCCCUUCCUUCAACGCCGGCAAGCCGCUGGAGAUCUGCGCCAUCCCCAACGUGUCCAGCGGCGCCAGGCAGCGGCGGCUGCUCACCAAGGGCAAGUUCAACAACGCGUUCCCGUCCAGCAGCCCCGACGGGACCCGGUUCGUGUUCCGGUCCACGAGGGACCACGCCAAGAGCGAGAGGAAGCACAAGAACCUGUACAUCAUGGAGGACCAGGAGGUGGGGGAGUACGGGGAAGGCGGCAAAGUGACGCGGCUGACGGACGGGGAGUGGACGGACACGCACUGCCAGUGGUCGCCCAGCGGGGACUGGAUCGUCUUCUCCUCCACGCGGGACAAGCCGCCCACGGCGGCGCCGCUGGACCACGGGCUGGACCCGGGAUACUUCGCGGUGUUCAUGGUGAAGGCGAGCGACCCGGCCGUGGUGAUCAGGGUCGUGGGCAGCGGCGACGACCUCAGCGGCCACGUGAACCACCCGGUGUUCAGCCCGAACGGCAGGAGCAUCGCCGUGACGUCCGACCUGGCCGCCGUGUCGGCCGACCCCAUCUCGCUGCCGCUCUUCCUGCACUCGGUAAGGCCCUACGGCGACAUCUUCGCCGUGGACAUCGACGACAUCCUCCGGCUCGGGGACGACGCGGAGAAGCUCAAGAAGAUCAAGGACCUGAGGAGGAAGUUUCACCGGAUCACGCACAGCCGCUACGAGUACUCCACGCCGGAGUGGACCAUGUUCGCCACGGACGACCCCAACGCGCAGUGGAACGUGCUCGUCAAGAAGGACGCCGCGUACACGCCGGCCUGCCCCUACGCGUACCCGGACGGCGGCGAGAGCUGGCACAUGACCGGACACCUCUGCAUCCCAAAGAGGUGCUGCUAGCGCCGCCUCCGAUCAUCUGCAUGUCCAUGAAUCCAUCCAUGGUCGCCCGUCUCGUCUCUGCUAAUUAAUUAAAUAAGCGCGUGCCUAGAAGAUCGAUAGAAUCUUCUAUUUCAUCUUCGUCGUGGAUGUCGCGUGGUUGCUUUUCAGCUCCAUCGAUUUGAUCCGCAUUUCAUAAGGUUUCCUCAAUCCUCUGUUUUUAAGCUGUUGGUCCGAUUUUAUUAAUGAAAUAAACAGAGUACACUCUGUUGGACAAACUUAAGAAGACAAGACAUAAAAACCACUUGUAUUACUCUCUUCGAUAAA
This is a messenger RNA of Brachypodium distachyon (stiff brome), 2747 nucleotides long. RefSeq lists its product as uncharacterized. The record is from RefSeq and is a predicted model, not a curated record. The transcript has a single exon. Lineage: Eukaryota; Viridiplantae; Streptophyta; Magnoliopsida; Poales; Poaceae. Bases 192 to 2444 code for a protein of 750 amino acids.